This is a messenger RNA of Ogataea parapolymorpha DL-1, 813 nucleotides long. RefSeq lists its product as uncharacterized. Gene Ontology annotation, cellular component: endoplasmic reticulum; membrane. The transcript has a single exon. Lineage: Eukaryota; Fungi; Ascomycota; Pichiomycetes; Pichiales; Pichiaceae. The record is from RefSeq and is a predicted model, not a curated record. Gene Ontology annotation, biological process: lipid homeostasis. The coding region runs from base 1 to 813 and encodes 270 amino acids.
AUGCUCUAUAUUGACCAGGAUCCAUUUCUGAAAUACAAUCCGUACCUGGAGUCUGCAAAGACGCCGUUCCAAAGACACUGGCAUGAAAUUGUAGCCAGUGCCUUGUUCUAUCAUGCAAUCACCAUGGCUGCUCCGUUGAUCAAUACCGCGAUCUUCGGAGAGCAUUACACUAGCAUCACUAAUAAAAGACGCAAACUCAACUUUGACAUUCACAUUUCCGCAUUCGUGCAGUCUAUCGUGUCAGUUGCCCUAUGCAUCCCCAUGUUCUUCCAUCCAUACUUCAAAUCCGAUCCGGUGUUUGGAUCCUACGACUUUGCCGGACUGACCGCUGCGCUCACCUGCGGAUAUUUUGUGUGGGACCUGCUGUACUGCUGCUUGUUCCACUUCGACAUGUUUGGCCUGCCGUACUUAUUCCACGCCGGAGCAGCACUUACCGUGUUUGGAAUGACCUUCAAAGGGUUCUGUCAGCCGACGAUUCCUUCGUUCCUGAUCUUCGAGGCCAGUACGCCCUUCGUCAACCUAUACUGGUUUGCGUCGAGGCUCCCAAAGGGGGCUGUCAACGAGACACUGUUUAUCGUGAACGGAAUUCUGCUAAUUGUUUCGUUCUUCUCGUGCCGGAUCGUCUGGGGCAUCUACGCUGCUUUCAGAACUUUCUAUAUCUGCUUCAAAGUGCGUGACCAGCUACCAUCCGGCAUCCUGCCCGUCACCAUAGCGCUGAACAUUGGCCUCAAUGUGCUCAACAUCCACUGGUUCUCCAAGAUGGUGCUUCUGGCAUACAAACAAUUUGCUCGCUCAGGACAGAAACAGGAGUAG